Molecule: messenger RNA, 1276 nt
Organism: Ilex paraguariensis (yerba mate)
Lineage: Eukaryota; Viridiplantae; Streptophyta; Magnoliopsida; Aquifoliales; Aquifoliaceae
Source: the annotation of a GenBank genome assembly
GCCAACGAGUCAUCCCUGCUGUCACCAACCAUUGUCAUUUGUCCACCCUCUCGACUCGCACUACAAAAGGCCUCCCCCAUUCUCUCCUUCCCAAGUCACAAGACAACCAAUUCUUCUCAAUAUCCCUUUGACAUCUUCAUUACACUACUGUUUGCUCUCUUCUUUAGUUCUCAGAGAUUAACCAUUGUCAUAUAUCAACUGAAUUGAAAAUGUGUGGCGGUGCAAUCCUCUCCAACAUCAUCCCUCGCAAUCGUAGCGGCAAGCUCUGGCCUAACUCUGCCGAUUUCUGGCCCAGCUCUCCGUUCACUAAACCCAACACUUGCAUAUCCGAAUCCAAUCAGGCCAACCAAAAAGAUUCAUUCGCACCCAAAAGAGCUCAGCCCCACACAGGUGAUGGGCUUGCGGAAAAUUCUGCUAAGAGACAGAGAAAGAACUUGUACAGGGGAAUAAGGCAGCGUCCGUGGGGAAAAUGGGCAGCUGAGAUUCGAGACCCAAGAAAAGGCGUGAGGGUUUGGCUGGGCACCUUCAACACGGCCGAAGAAGCAGCCAGAGCCUACGACAGGGAAGCUCGCAAGAUCAGGGGGAAAAAAGCCAAGGUUAACUUCCCCAAUGAAAACGACCAUUACAACCCUAUACAGCCUCAUCAGCUAAACCACACCCCUCGUUCACAUCAACAGUUCAAUGGCUUCAUUUCAAAUCUCAACCCUUCCGGUCCAUAUCCAUGCAAUAAUAAGGGGUUUUAUUCUCUGAAUAGUGAGCCUGUUGUGAAUUUUCCAAGUGAAGAGGCUUCUGGGUUUGGUUCAGAGAAUGGAUACGGUCAUCAGAAUGAAAGCGAUGAAUUCAUUGGUCAAAUGAAGGUGAAGGAAGAGGAGGACAAGUUAGAGGUGAGAGAAAAUAAAGAGGCGGUGAUUGAAGUGGAAGCAGAGAAUGAGGUCCAGAAGAUGAGUGAAGAAUUAAUGGCCUAUGAGUCCUACAUGAAGUUCUACCAGAUUCCGUACCUUGACGGUCAGUCCCCGACAGCGCCGCCGAUUCCGGUCCCGGAGAGCGUCCUCGGCUGUGGUUCGGUGGACCUCUGGAGUUUCGACGAUGUCGGUUCUCAGACCGCCUAAGCUGUUCUCUAAAGGCCUUCUAUUUCUUUUUUUUAUUAUUAUUAUUAUUUUAUUUUUCUAUAACUGUUUGGGACAGCUUUUUGUUAACAAUUGCAAUAUUCUUAUGUUCUUGUUAUCGUUUCUCAUUGUAUUCACCUGACGAUUCUGUUUGCUUUGCUUGGGAAACA